Molecule: messenger RNA, 1542 nt
Organism: Thyridium curvatum
Lineage: Eukaryota; Fungi; Ascomycota; Sordariomycetes; Thyridiales; Thyridiaceae
Exons: 2
Coding region: 1-1542 (513 amino acids)
Biological process (GO): tryptophanyl-tRNA aminoacylation
Cellular component (GO): cytoplasm
Molecular function (GO): tryptophan-tRNA ligase activity; ATP binding
Source: RefSeq, a predicted model, not a curated record
AUGGCGGCCGAUCCGAGCACGGUAGAGGGUGCCCCGCCAGCGACCCUGGUCCAGGACCAAGACAUCAAUCCCUGGUCCGUUGAGGGUGCCCAGGGUGCCGACGGCGAGGUCGCUGCCAUUAACUACGAGGCUCUCUCCCAGAAAUGGAACACCCAGCUCAUCGACCAGGCCCUCCUGGAGCGCUUCGAGCGCGUCACCGGCCGCAAGCCCCACCGCUGGAUGCGACGGGGGCUCUUCUUCUCCCACCGCGACUUUGAAAAGAUCCUCGACCGGUACGAGCGCGGCGAGCCCUUCUUCCUCUACACCGGCCGCGGCCCCAGCACCGGCAGCCUGCACCUCGGCCACACCAUCCCCAUGCAGUUCGCCCAGUGGCUGCAGGAGGUCUUUGACGUGCCCCUCGUCUUCAUGUUGACCGACGACGAGAAGGCCGUCUUCAAGGACAACCUCACCUUCGAGGAGGUCAUGGGCUACGCGAUGGACAACGCCAAGGACAUCAUCGCCCUCGGCUUCGACGUCAAGAAGACCUUCAUCUACAGCGACCUCAAGUACCUGUCGCACCACUUCCUCAUGAACGCCUGGGAGUUCUCCAAGCUCGUCACCUUCAACCAGGUCCGCGGCGCCUUCGGCUUCAACGAGAGCACAAACAUCGGCCGCAUCUUCUUCCCCUCGGUCCAGUGCGUCGCCGCCUUCGCCACCUCGUACCCCCAGAUCUGGUCCGACACGCCCUCGGAGGUCCGGACCAAGGAGAUCGCCUCCAUCCCCUGCCUGAUCCCCAUGGGCAUCGACCAGGACCCCUACUUCCGCCUCGUGCGCGACAUCGCGCCCCGCAUGGGCAACCCGUCGCCCAAGCCCGCCCUGAUCCACUCCAAGUUCCUGACCGCGCUCCAGGGCGCCGGCGGCAAGAUGUCGUCCUCGAACCCCACCUCGGCCAUCUUUAUGACCGACACCGCCAAGCAGAUCAAGGUACGCACGCAACACAUGUUUUUUUUUUCCUUUCCUUCGCACCUCCUCAAUACCUUGCUAACCCCCUUUCUCCUCCCUCCCGUGGCACCACAGACCAAAAUCAACAAAUACGCCUUCUCGGGCGGGCAGGUCUCGGUCGAGGAGCACCGCCGCCUCGGCGGCAACCCGGACGUCGACGUCUCGUACAUCUACCUGACCUACUUCGAGGACGACGACGCCAAGCUCGCCAAGGUCUACGACGACUACAAGCGCGGCGACCUGCUCACGGGCGAGCUCAAGAAGCUCGCCAUCGACCUGCUGCAGGACUACGUCCGCGACUUCCAGGAGCGCCGCGCCACCGUCACCGACGAGGUGCUCGAGUCCUUCAUGACGCCGCGCCGCCUGCGCUGGGGCGGCAACCCCAACCCGAAACCCCUCACGCCCGAGGAGAAGAAGGCGCUCGAGGAGCAGGCCAGGAAGGAGGAGGCCGAGAGCAAAGGGAAGGGCAAGGGCAAGGGCAAGAAGGGCGGAGACGGCAAGAAGAAGGAGGAGGGCGAGCAGGCGCCAGCUGCUGCUGAGCAGGAAAUUCCCAUCAGGUAG